GUCUUGGUCCAGGGCAGAACUAGACUUCAGUGUUUAAAGGGAAUUCUCAUGGCGGAGGAGCUACAGAGAAACACCUCCUUGGAUUCACCUUACAAUGGAAUUUAAGAAGUCCCCCGAUGGUGGCUGGGGCUGGGUGAUAGUGGCUGUCUCCUUCUUUACCCAGUUUUUGUGUUACGGAUCCCCGUUAGCUGUCGGCGUCUUGUACAUAGAAUGGCUGGAUGCCUUUGGUGAAGGGAAAGGAAAAACCGCCUGGGUCGGCUCCCUGGCCAGCGGAGUUGGCUUGCUUGCAAGUCCUGUCUGCAGUCUCUGUGUCUCAUCUUUUGGAGCAAGACCUGUCACCAUCUUCAGUGGCUUCAUGGUGGCUGGUGGCCUGAUGUUGAGCAGUUUUGCCCCCAAUAUCUACUUUCUGUUCUUUUCUUAUGGCAUUGUUGUAGGUCUUGGAUGUGGCUUAUUAUACACUGCAACAGUGACCAUUACAUGCCAGUAUUUUGACAGCCGUCGAGGGCUUGCACUUGGCCUAAUUUCAACAGGGUCAAGUGUGGGCCUUUUUAUAUAUGCCGCUCUACAGAGGAUGCUGAUCGAGUUCUAUGGACUAGACGGUUGCCUCUUGAUUGUGGGUGCUUUAGCUUUAAACAUACUAGCCUGUGGCAGUCUGAUGAGACCCCUCCAGUCCUCUGAUUGUCCUUUGCCUGAGAAAAUAGCUCUGGAAAAUGUGCCAGAUAGAUACUCCAUUUACAAUGAAAAAGAAAAGAAUCUGGAAGAAAACACAAACAUUCUUGACAAGAGCUACUGUAGUGAGGAAAAAUGCAAGAGCCCUUUAGCCAAUGGAGACUGGAAACAGGAGAGUCUGCUUCAUAAACACCCCACUACAAUGGCCCACCCAAAGGAGCCUGAAACCUACAAAAAGAAAGUUGCAGAACAGACAUAUUUUUGCAAACAGCUAGCCAAGAGGAAGUGGCAAUUAUAUAAAAACUACUGUGGAGAAACUGUGGCUCUUUUUAAAAACAAAGUAUUUUCAGCACUUUUCGUUGCUAUCUUACUUUUUGAUAUCGGAGGGUUUCCACCCUCAUUACUUAUGGAAGAUGUAGCAAGAAGUUCAAAUGUAAAAGAAGAGGAGUUCAUUAUGCCUCUUAUUUCCAUUAUAGGCAUUAUGACAACAGUGGGCAAACUCCUGUUAGGGAUACUGGCUGACUUUAAGUGGAUUAAUACCUUAUAUCUUUACGUAGCUACUUUAAUCGUCAUGGGACUGGCCUUGUGUGCAAUCCCAUUUGCCAAAAGUUAUGUUACAUUGGCAAUACUUUCUGGGAUCCUAGGAUUUCUAACUGGUAAUUGGUCCAUCUUCCCCUAUGUGACUACGAAGACCGUGGGCAUUGAAAAGUUAGCUCAUGCUUAUGGGAUUUUAAUGUUCUUCGCUGGACUUGGAAAUAGCCUUGGACCACCAAUUGUUGGUUGGUUUUAUGACUGGACCCAGACCUAUGACAUUGCAUUUUAUUUUAGCGGCCUCUGCGUCCUGCUGGGAGGUGCAGUGUUACUGCUAGCAGCCUUGCCGUCAUGGGAUACCUGCAACAAGCAACUCCCCAAACCAACACCAACGACAUUUUUGUACAAAGUUGCCUCUAAUGUUUAGAGGAACAUUGGAAAACACUAUUUUUUUUUGUCAUUUUAUACUAUACGUAGCAAAAAUAUUUUAACAUAUCCUCAAGCAAAUUCUCUAGAGUCAAGACUUUUUUUUUAAAGAGGGAUUUUUUUGCUAUAGGGCGUGUGCACUUGCCAGAGAGACAGAGA
Molecule: messenger RNA, 1785 nt
Organism: Tupaia belangeri chinensis (Chinese tree shrew)
Lineage: Eukaryota; Metazoa; Chordata; Mammalia; Scandentia; Tupaiidae
Gene: SLC16A9
Product: solute carrier family 16 member 9
Exons: 6
Coding region: 95-1627 (510 amino acids)
Biological process (GO): transmembrane transport; monocarboxylic acid transport
Molecular function (GO): monocarboxylic acid transmembrane transporter activity
Source: RefSeq, a predicted model, not a curated record